CUGAGCUUUUGCAAACCGGCAGCCUCCAUUGGCUGCCAGGCGACCCUUCUGGAGGAAGGGGGAGACCAGGGGAAGACGCGGGUGCGCAUUGCAUGAGGUUUUUGCAUGCUUUGCAGCCGAUUGGUCUGCGUGCAUUGGGGAGAAUUGGAAGCAAGCUGGGGAAAGGGGCAGAGGAGGGUUGCAAGUGGUUGAAAGAAGGAGCUGAACAAGGAUGUUUGGGGCACGUUGCGUGCGCCUGGUUCUCCGCCGCUGUUCCUCUGCUCCCUGCCCCAAGCAUGCGGCAACUCCCAAACUGCUCAGAGUUCGAGAAGCGCUGGAAGUCCGAGACCCAGCAGGGCAGGACAUUAAAGUCCAGGGUUGGGUCCGUUCUGUCCGCUCCCAGAAGGACGUUCUGUUUGUUCACAUGAAUGACGGCUCCUCAUUGGAGAACCUGCAGGUGGUCGCUGACCCAGGAUUGGGACCCAGUGAGCUGACGUUUGGAAGUUCUGUCGAAGUCCAAGGGAAACUGAUAAAAAGUCCUCAUAAACGUCAAAAUGUUGAGCUGGCUGCAGAGAAUAUUCGUGUGGUGGGCCCUUGCGAUGUCCUGGCAUUCCCACUGAAGUACAAAACGCAUCACCCACUGGAUUACCUCAGGCAGUUUCCUCACGUCCGAUGCAGAACCAAUUCCUUGGGCGCACUCCUGAGACUCCGCAGCGAAGCCACGGCUGCAAUUCACUCCUUUUUCAAGGAUAACGGAUAUUUGCAUGUUCACACGCCGAUAAUUACUUCAAACGACUGUGAAGGAGCCGGGGAAAUCUUUCAAGUAGAGUCUGCAAAUGAAGAGAGAGAACCUGGAGAAAACCCCCAUUUCUUUGACGUCCCUGCAUUUCUGACAGUCUCUGGCCAACUCCACUUGGAAGUGAUGGCUGGGGCAUUUUCCAAGGUGUACACGUUCGGUCCGACCUUCCGGGCUGACGAUUCUCAAAGCCGCAGGCACUUAGCAGAGUUUUACAUGGUGGAAGCAGAGCUGUCUUUUGCCGAAAGCCUUCAGGAUAUCAUGCAGGUUAUAGAGGACCUUUUCAAGAAGGUGACCGACACAGUUCUGUCCAGUUGCCCUCGCGAUGUUGAGCUUUUUCAUAAACACGUAGCUCCUGGUCAAGAGGCAAAGGUGGAACGGAUGCUGAAGAACCGGUUCAUAACGAUGUCCUACACGGAAGCGAUAGAGGUUUUAAAGCGAGCUCGCCAAGAAUUCAUUUACAAACCAGAGUGGGGUCGUGACCUUCAGACUGAGCAUGAGCGAUACCUGGUCCAACACUGUGGCGAGAUUCCCGUAUUUGUGUUCAACUAUCCGUAUGACCUGAAGCCGUUCUAUAUGCGGGACAAUGAAGAUGGAGCCCAACAUACAGUGUCGGCAGUUGACCUCCUUGUACCAGCAGUCGGGGAACUUUGCGGAGGCAGCCUGAGGGAAGACCGACACGAUUUCCUACAGUCCCGCCUACAGAGGCUGGGGCUUGAAGACACCUACCAAUGGUACAUAGACCUGCGUCGAUUCGGAUCAACCCCUCAUGGUGGAUUUGGAAUGGGAUUUGAGCGCUACCUCCGCUGCAUCUUGGGCGUCGAGAACAUCAAAGACGUCAUCCCCUUCCCACGGUUUUCGCACUCGUGCGUUUUGUAGCCUUUCCCGAAGAUGCCGCUGUCGCUCGUUUUUACGGAUCCAUGCCCUGCUGCCCUGACGACAAAACUGCAAUGUUGUCUGGAAAAAUAUAGAGACAACACUCCCUUUUUUUAAGCAUUGGAUAAUACUAUGGUAAACAUUGCACCAAAGACAUUUGAAGCUGAGGACAUUUUUGUAUUGCAUUGUAGGACUCACUGACUGUUUUCGGGGAGGGAAGAGAACAAUUGUCUUGUCUUUGGCCAUAACUAGAACGAACAAAAUUAAACUUUCACCAGGUGUC
Podarcis raffonei (Aeolian wall lizard) is the source of this 1934-nucleotide messenger RNA. It is a transcript of the gene NARS2, whose product is annotated as asparaginyl-tRNA synthetase 2, mitochondrial. Bases 212 to 1654 code for a protein of 480 amino acids. Gene Ontology annotation, molecular function: ATP binding; asparagine-tRNA ligase activity; nucleic acid binding. Lineage: Eukaryota; Metazoa; Chordata; Lepidosauria; Squamata; Lacertidae. The transcript is spliced from 15 exons. Gene Ontology annotation, biological process: asparaginyl-tRNA aminoacylation. Gene Ontology annotation, cellular component: mitochondrion. The record is from RefSeq and is a predicted model, not a curated record.